This is a messenger RNA of Hydra vulgaris (swiftwater hydra), 1110 nucleotides long. RefSeq lists its product as uncharacterized. Lineage: Eukaryota; Metazoa; Cnidaria; Hydrozoa; Anthoathecata; Hydridae. Gene Ontology annotation, molecular function: catalytic activity. The record is from RefSeq and is a predicted model, not a curated record.
AUGAUUCUUAUUGGGUGUAUCUAUAGACCACCUUUAUCCCAUAUAGAUGAUAUAAAUAAAACAAUUAUUUCAGCUAAGCAAGCUGUUGAUAGAAAAGCGUAUAGCUGUAUGUUAUUAGCAGGUGAUUUCAACUUUCCGGACAUUAAAUGCCAUAAUGACGAAAGAAUUGAAUUACUAAGCGGUCAAAAUAGUGCUGCAAGUGUUUUUCUUGUAACUUUGGCUAAUCAUAAUCUAGAACAAUUAGUUGAUUUCUCAACCUUCGAAGCAUCUAAUAGAAAUGCAAAAAAUGUUUUGGAUUUAAUUAUUACAGACUCUUCAACUAGAGUAAUCAAUUUAUCUAGCUCUAUACCGUUAGGUGAUUUGUCACAAGGUCACCGCAUAUUGAGUUGGUAUUAUGUCGUCCUCUCUAAAAAUAGGACAACUUUCUCAAACAAAAAAUAUGAUUUUAAUAAGGGUGACUAUAAAAACUUCGGUAAAAAGAUUAUGGAAACUAAUAAAAACACUAACGAAUGCUAUGAACUUUUCUGCAAUAAAUAUGUUAAACUCAGCAAGCAAUUCAUCCCGUUAAAAAAAGUCUAUUCUACUCGUAAUGCACCGUGGAUGAAUAAGGAAGUAUUAGCUAUGAUAAAGAAAAAACAACAACUGGGCAAUUACUUAUCUAUGACAAACUGGGGAUCAUCAACCCUCAUUUGUGAAUAUAAGAAACUAAGAAGCCAAGUUCAGAAAGCAUGUACACAUCGUGUUCGAGUAUUUGAAGCCCAACUGGCAUCAGGUAAAAAUAAUCCAAAAAGAAUGUAUGGUUAUGCUAAAGCGCGACAGAGCGUACAUGUAUCUAUUGGCGCUAUAUCAGAUGCAAAAGGUGAAAAGUUAACAGAGGUAAUACAUAUCGCAAACAGACUUAACGAACACUUUAAAUCAGUUUUUGUUGAUGAUAGCAUAAAUGAUCAGUUACCGGUUUUUGAGAGAAGACACAAUCAAGAAGACUUAGGCGAUGUAAUAAUAAGUUUUGAAGCAACGCUAGCCUAUUUGAAUGGUUUGAACCCGAACAAAUCUAUUGGUGUUGAUAACAUUAGUCCAAAUAAUGUGCAGCUCAAAUUAGUACUUAAAUAA